AUAUUUCAUAUCUCUGGAUAUGAAGCAUCUGUUCCAUCAAGCAGUGAUGCACGAUGUAGUUGAUGAGUGAAUGUUAGUACAGAAGACUUUCCUGCAGCGGCGCUGGAUGAGAAUCAGGAUUAAACUCAUAUAAUACUGUGAGAUAUUCUACAGCAGCCGUCAUGUGAGGUGUGACUUCAGUGAUUCACACAAACACUCAUUAGAUCAGCUCACACACACACACACACACACAUACACACACACACAUACACACACACACACACAAGACCUGGAUGUUAGAGAGGAGGUGAAGCAAAGCAAGAUGAGGAGAGGCCGGAGAAAAGGAGGCAAUCGGGACAAAGUGUUCGGAUGCAACCUGCUGGAGCACCUCAACUCCACCGGACAGGACAUUCCUCUAGUGUUACGCAACUGUAGUGAGUUCAUUGAGAAACAUGGGGUCGUCGACGGGAUCUACAGACUGUCUGGAGUGUCGUCCAACACACAGAAACUACGGGGUGAGUUCGACAGUGAAGGAUCUCCUGACCUUUAUAAGGACCUGUAUCUGCAGGACAUUCACUGCGUCAGCUCUCUGUGCAAGGCGUAUUUCAGAGAGCUGCCCAACCCUCUGCUCACAUACGAGCUGUACGACCGCUUCGCCGACGCAGUGGCGAUUCAGCUGGAAGACGAGCGUCUGGUGAAGAUUAAAGAGGUUCUGAAGGAUUUACCAGCUCUUCACCACAGGACUCUGGAGUAUUUGAUGCGUCAUCUGGUCAAGAUGUCCACAUUCGCCUCUCAAACCAAUAUGCACGCCAGAAACCUGGCCAUCGUCUGGGCCCCAAAUCUCCUCAGAUCGAAGGACAUCGAAUCGACCGGUUUUAACGGCACCGCGGCGUUCAUGGAGGUUCGGGUUCAGUCCAUCGUGGUGGAGUUUAUUCUCACUCACGUGGCCGAGGUUUUCUCAGGAACUGGAUUGUCUGUGGAGCGCCGGAAGUCCCUCCCAUCUCCCUCAAUACUGUCCACUCAGGACGAUCAUUUCUUCAAGUCUUUACCGUUACACUGUCCAGGAAACCUCAGUCCAGGAGACGGACCUCCGCCAAUGCGACCGUACCACGCUAUUAUUGACGGCACUGACAAGAGGAAGGGCUCCCUCAAAGGAAGGAAGUGGAAAUCCAUCUUUAAUUUGGGCGGGAGACUCCAAGAUCCACGCAAGAAGAACAAAUACUGUACUAAAGAUAAAGAAAAGACAGCUCUGAGGCCGGCGAAGAGCAUGGAAACUCUGAGCUCAGGUCCUUAUGCACUAGACGAUUCCAAACAUCCUCCUCCUCUGGUUUUGUCCACGGUGUCAGGGAGCUCAGAGGGCGUGGCUUCUGCCGGCGGGGGCGUGUCCAGUGGAUACGCGGUGACCUACAGGCGAACGGGCGGAGCUCAGGUCAGCAUGGUGAGUGGAGGGACUCCAGGAACUUAUAACCGUCUGGAGUCUGGGGGAGGAGCCGAGGGCGUGUCUCAGGGCAUGGCCAGAUCGCCCGGAAUGACCAGCAAAGCAGACCGGCGCGCUGGGAUACACAUAUCAGGGCCAUUUUCAGUGACCGUCCCGCUUCAUAUAACGUCUGGACUGGCUCUGGGUGUCCUGCACGGUGGCUGGAACGAUAAGGAACAACCCCUACAAGGAGACGAAGCAGAAGAUGAGGACGUUAAGAGCAUAGAGACGGAGUCCACAGAUGGGAAUCCACAGAGCAAAAAUUAUAAUGGUCAAGAGAGGGAAAGAGAAACCAAUAGUUAUGUGGAAAGUCAGGUGGAUUGUGGGAAGGAUAUGGCAGAGCUUACAAGAAAUGAGAACAAUGUGCCAGAAAAAAGAGACUCACCAUGUGGCAAAGAAGCAGAGAAAGAAAAUCUGAGUCAGAAUCAAGAGUCUAUGAAGGAAAAUGUAAAAGACACACAACCACAAAACAAAGAGGAAACCACAGAAGAGGAUUACGUGGAAAUGAGAGGACACCUCCAUCAGGAACCCAUCAGUCAGCACUAUUACGAGGACAUGGAGUUUCCAGACCCGGAUCUGCCACUUGAUUUCCAGGAAGCUUUCGGGUUCUUGGAUUUGAUGGACAGCUGUGCUGCAAACCCGUAUGUGUACAGAGGAGAAGAUGCUCCAGAGAGUGAAGCCAGUGAAGAAGACACUUAUUUUGGACCGGACUCGAUUCCUUCUUCACCAGAACCCGACCAAACUGAGACCGACAGCACCAGCGUUCCUGAGCCCAUCCCAGCACUGUCUCCGGCUGAAGAUGCUCAGCAGGUGCUGGAUGCUGACGGUUACCAUGGUAACAGUGAGGUAACCAUCACAGAUGAGCUCACGGAUGCAGACCGCGUCUCGCUGACUCCUCAAGACCAACCGCCAGAGGAACAAACACUGAUUAUCCACCAAACAAAGACCGAGGAGGGUCAAACGGAGGAGGAUGAGAAGACUGAAGAAACUAUGAAAGUUGUGAGGAAUAUGGAGGAAAAUGAAGGAGAAGAGUGUGAGGACAGCAACAAAAUGCAAAAUGCAAUUGAUGGACCUAAAAAAGAAGCCAAAAGACACGAUUUAGAGAAAAACAGUGGAGAAUGUGAAGAAAUAGAUGAAGAACAUGCAAAAGAAGAAGAACAAGAAGCUAAAAGACAAGAAGAUUUAGAGGGAAAUAGUGGAGAAUCUGAGAGGGUAGAUGAGGAACUUACAAAAGAAGGAGAACAAGACAGAAACGAAGCUGAAAGACAAGAAGAUUUCGAGGAAAAUAGUGAAGAAAAUGCAAAAGAUGGAUCAAAAGAAGAAGCCAAACAAGAUUUAGAGAAAAACAGUGGAGAAUGUGAAGAAAUAGAUGAGGAGCAUACAAAAGAAGGAGAACAAGACCAAAACAGAGCUGAAAGAAAAGAAGAUUUAGAUGAAAAUAGUAGAGAUUGUGAGGAAAAUGCAAAAGAUGGACCUAAAGAAGAAGCCAAAAGAUACGAUUUAGAGAAAAACAGUGGAGAAUGUGAAGAAAUAGAUGAAGAACAUGCAAAAGAAGAAGAACAAGAAGCUAAAAAUUCAAAGGAGAAUAAUGGAGAAUCUGAGAGUGUAGAUGAAGAACAUACAAAAGAAGGAGAACAAGACCAAAACAAAGCUGAAAGACAAGAAGAUUUAAAGGAAAGCCGUGAAGGAAACUCUGAGGAGGACGUGAACGUAAAAACAGAAAGUUCUGCUGAGGGAGAUCUUUCUCCUGAAGGUGGAGAUGAUCCGGAGAAGUCCACACUCGUGCAGCGUCCAGACGAGAUGCAACACGAACAAACAGAAAGCAAAGAGGCGCCUCGCAAACGUUCUCCACGCAAAGCUGCGAAUGCCACGAAAGCGGUUCCUGCCGUCCCUCCCAGACCUCAGACCUCCAAACUCACAGCGUUCACGCUCAGAAAACAGCUUCAGCACCGACAACACGACGAUAAAGCAGCGCAAGCCGACCAAGAACACGCAGCGGAAACUAAAACGGCGCACAGAGACGAGGACGAAAGCGCAGAGAUCGACACCGAGGGUCCCGGAGAGAGACGAGAAGCAUGGGACGGUGGAGCGGAUCGCAGGAGAGACGCAGACAGAGAGGCCCAGAGGAACAGCGGCAUCAGCAUGUGCUUCGAUGAAGCUGUGGCUCGAGCCACGGAGAAGAGGAGCCGAGAGAGAGAAAGCACAGAGAGACUGUCCGGAGUGCAGUUGGACAGAGAGAGCCGGAAAGACGGGAAAACUGACUGAUGUGUAAAAUAUUACGUGCAAAAUAAAGGGUUCACAUUUUCUUUCAAUAUACUCAUUUUCACAUGAUAUACUGUGUGUGUGUGUGUAUAUAUAUAUAUACACU
Molecule: messenger RNA, 3824 nt
Organism: Sinocyclocheilus grahami
Lineage: Eukaryota; Metazoa; Chordata; Actinopteri; Cypriniformes; Cyprinidae
Product: rho GTPase-activating protein 30-like
Exons: 12
Coding region: 302-3721 (1139 amino acids)
Biological process (GO): small GTPase-mediated signal transduction
Molecular function (GO): GTPase activator activity
Source: RefSeq, a predicted model, not a curated record